AUGGAAGGUUCAGAAUCAGCCUCAGCAGACGAAACCAUGCGCCUCGCCAUCACCCGCUUCCGCAGCAAAAUGGCCGACGCAAACCACCAGUUCCUCCAGGACCGCAUCAACGAAAUCAACGCAAAAGGUCUACCAACCGAAGAGGAGAAGCGCCGCUUGCUCUGCCAGUACCGAUGGAUGGACGAUCUCAUCCCACAGGACACGGCAGUUGCUGAUGUUGACAUCUCUGCUGUUCUCAACGCCCUGCCAGCCCAUGAACCCGCUGACGGCGUGCUCCCGCCCCUGCUGCGCACGGAGCAGUGGCGGCAGAUGUACCUCGAUACAGUUCAGCGUGUGUGCCAGCGGCAGGCGGAUGCAAUUGUUGCAGGAGACGAAGACGAAGACGACGACGGCGGGGAGCUUGAGCCUGUGACUAUCCCGCGGUGUGACGAGCUAGCCCUGUUCCUGAAGUAUGCGCAGGGGGUGGUGGACGUAGACUUCCGGCACUCCGGGAUUGCGCCGUUCACACCGGCUUGGUCGACCGGGGUUAAGGAUGAGGAACUGGAGGGACUUGAUGACGGACAGACACACGAGAAGUUGGCGGACCUAGAACUACUGAAGCGCGAGCAGGAGGGCUUGCAGCAAGAGCUGGAAGAUGAAUUAUCAAAUAAGUUGCUGGAGGCGUAUAUUGAUGAGGACCUGGUGGCUCGGGCUGGCUUUAUUACCGGCGUUGGAUAUAACCAGCUGUAUGAAUGCCCAGCGUGGUAUAGUGCGUAUGUGUACUGCCGGCUGGGGACAGAUGAUAAGGAUGAUGUUGCUGCUGAUGCUGCCAACAUCCGGGACUGGGGAUGGCGGGUGGUUAUUUUCAAGGCCGAGAUGGUCAAUCCGAGCGUUCUGUACGGCCGCAAGGCGCGCUUUGAUUCUAUUCCGGAAUUUUUGGAUUGGUACGCCAGCUGGCUGGACCAUCUCGAUGCACAGGGGUUGCGUUCUCUGCGGCGCCACGCUGUAGGCUGUGAGACGGAUUGCGAGUCGGACUGUGAGGAUCAUGCUACGGGGGUCUAUGCAGAGAAGUUCUAG
Aspergillus udagawae is the source of this 1056-nucleotide messenger RNA. RefSeq lists its product as uncharacterized. The record is from RefSeq and is a predicted model, not a curated record. The transcript has a single exon. The coding region runs from base 1 to 1056 and encodes 351 amino acids. NCBI's taxonomy places the organism in Eukaryota, Fungi, Ascomycota, Eurotiomycetes, Eurotiales, Aspergillaceae.